Messenger RNA from Columba livia (rock pigeon), 2015 nucleotides. It is a transcript of the gene FAM185A, whose product is annotated as family with sequence similarity 185 member A. The transcript has 8 exons. The record is from RefSeq and is a predicted model, not a curated record. The coding region runs from base 211 to 1329 and encodes 372 amino acids. Lineage: Eukaryota; Metazoa; Chordata; Aves; Columbiformes; Columbidae.
GAAGCCCGUGGGCGGGGCUGGCGCCUGUCGCUCCCGGUGCGCGCGCCAGCAGCCGCCGCCUGUUUACCAACCGCCCCGGUGCCGCUCCCCGCGUGCAGCUGCGUCACGCGACCCGGCGGUAACGGCUGUAACGGCUGUCCGCCGCCGGGAGCGGCUCCUGUCCCGCCUCCGCUCGCCUCAGGGGCUUCCGCCGCGGCCCCACCGGGCGGCAUGAGGGCGCUGCCCCCGCGCUGGGCGCCUCUGGCGGUGCGGGCGGCGGGCGGAUGGUGGGGGCCGCCCGCCCCCCGCCGCGGCUGCAGCAGCUCCGCCGAGCCCGGCGGCCGUCAGCCGCUCCAGGAGUGGGCGCUGGCGGUCAGCCCGCGGGGGCGGCUGCGGGUGCGGCUGCCCUGCCAGGUGAGCGUCCGCCCGCUGGACCCGGAGCGCUACCCGGACGCGGACCGUGUGCUGGUGGCCGUGAGCGGCGGCAGCCCCCCGCCCCGCGGCCGGCAGCGGGACCGCGUCCGCGUCGAGUACGACGAGGCGCUGCAGCAGAUGGCGAUCGUCGCGGACGCCGUGGACAGCAAGGCUGUCGUGGACGUCAGGACGCCCGUGAAGUUCGAUUUGGAUAUCAAAACAUCAGGGACUGGCUGUGUGAAGAUUAAGAAAAUAGAAUGUGAUAACUGCAAAAUAGAAACGGAGAAGGGGACUAGUGUCUUGCAGUCAAUAAAGAGCCAUAAAAUCGAUAUACGGACAAAUGGUGGCAAAGUAAUUGGUCUUGGAACUCUUUAUGGAAAUAUAGAUAUUUGUGCAACAGAGAAGGGUAGUGUGAAUAUAGAGAAGCUGCAGGGGGAAUCCAUCAACAUAUCCACUGAAGAUGGCCUGCUGAAAACUAAGUAUCUCUAUGCAGAAUCAUCAUCUCUGUCUUCAAUAGCUGGUGAUAUUCUGCUGGGAAGUAUUCAUGGUAACACCAGCCUUCAGACUAAAACAGGGAGUAUCACAGUAGAUUCAUCAGAUGGAAGUCUAAAAGCUUCUACGCAUCACGGGGCAAUAGAUGUUUACGUCAGUCAAUUGAGAAGAGUGGAUCUGAAAUCCCAGAAAGGUUCUAUUACAGUCAAGGUACCUGCCUCUCUCAAUGCGUAUUUAGAGUUGUCUGGAAGAAAAGUGGAUGUGAGCUCAGAGAUCCAGUUAAAAGAAACACAGAGUGCCUCCAAGGACGAUCACGUAACUAUAAGUGGUCACAUGAAUCAAAGGAAUGAAAUGGACAAAUGGAUUAAGGCUGACACACAAAAAGGCAAAGUGUGUCUUAAAAGCCAAAGCUGGAUCGAGUCUGUCAAGCUGAAGAGUUCUUAAAGGUGAAGUAGGCCAAAGAGAUUAAAUCAAGAAAUUGUAAAGGAACAUUUCUCUAAAAUUAUGAACUUUAUUGAUGUAUAUUCUUAAUAUAAGAGAAACAAUAUUAAAAAUGAGGGUGUUUUAACCCAAGAUUUGCCCAACCCAGCAGCUGAUGCUUAACAGGUCUGGUUUACUCUUAGUGCCUUUUAAGAAUGACAAGAUCUUACGUAUUCAGAAUUUGUAUAACUUGAUCCAUUACCAUUUAAAAACUGGUAACUUUCUAACAAGAGUUUGGAGUUGCCAUUUAAAACUAAAAAUCAUUUUCAAUGUCUUGUAUUUGAAAAUAUGAGAACUUACUUCAGAGAUGACAUGCUUUGCAAGAUAUAAAAUAUUUUAAAUUAAAUGUCUUAGUACUGUGGGAAUUCUACGGGUUCAUGCCAAAUGCAGAGAAUUUUCUUCAACCAAAUGAUUUGUGUUGUGGACAGGAUAAAACCACUUUCAGAACCCUAGUUCUGACUUGGUCUUUUCAUUUGGUGUUUGACUCCUGAGCAGUUUCUGCCUUGUCAAUGGGCACUGUACCUGUGAAACUAAUUACAUGAAAUGACAGAACUUCUUGUGUCAUCCUGAACCACUUAUUUUAGGAUAGAAAUAAGUACCCUAGCUCUGCCUACUGCUGUUUGUCUGCAAAUAAAAACUUUUAAAGUAAA